Molecule: messenger RNA, 483 nt
Organism: Sparassis crispa
Lineage: Eukaryota; Fungi; Basidiomycota; Agaricomycetes; Polyporales; Sparassidaceae
Exons: 3
Coding region: 1-483 (160 amino acids)
Source: RefSeq, a predicted model, not a curated record
AUGGCUGCAGCCCCCAACUACGACAUAAUGUCCCAGGCUCUGGAGGAUCUGGCGAAUGAGUUAUCCCUUGUCGCGCAGGCCCCAGCUCCCCAACAGCUUCUGGGGAUCCUUCAGCAGCUGCUGCAGGGUCAGCAGCAGCAGAUUCAAGGGCAGCACGAACUACAGCAGCAGCUGGUUCAAGUGCAGCAACAACUACAGCAAGAUAUACAGCAGCUGCGAGAUGAGUUCCAUGCCGAGAGCAGACUACUGCCACUGAGGUUGCUUAAUCUCAAUGCACCAAGGGAUGCUCCGCUUUCCUUCCCAACAAACGUCGUACUCCCUCAACCCCAUGCACAGACAAAGGCGGACUUAUUGCGCUUGACGGACGCCGAGUGUCAAAGCUUGGCUACUGCCCUGGGAAUAGAUCUCUCGGCAGAUGACCUUAUCCUCAUGUGGAGGCAGCAGAUAAUGGACUACCUUGGCUGUGGGGAGACUGCGACGUGA